AGGAGGGUUUUCCGGUCAAAGUUUCCUUUGUGAGUCGAAGUGGUGCACCACUAAAGCCAAAGCCGUYUAACCUCGUUAACAACAUUAAUAACUAAAAUGAUAAGUAGCUAACGAGAACACGUAUUCAUUUAAAUAAUAAAGUCACGACACAGAGAAAGAUACCUUGCAAUUUGGUUGAAAGCUACAGGCUCCACCGCGUGACUAGACUGACAGGUAGCUGCUAGCAUCAGAUGCUAAGCUAACUAUUUAUUGUAGCUAACUGUCUGGAGCGGGGGAGGUGGACUUGUCUAGCUAUCUUUACUGUCGAUAUAUUCGCAUAAAACCAUUUUCUGUUUGCUGCUGUGGAAGUAUUGGAUUUCGUUAUUCAAUAGUUCUGCGUUGGACCAUUCAGCACUCAUCCCAACUGUGUGCUGAAAUGGAAAAACCCUCCCAUUUGUUUUCAAGUAUUUAGAGGAACAGGUCUCUCUGUCACCCUAGCAACGCUGGAGCCACAGGAUGGGACGGAGCCAAAUACCGGCAUCAUGGUUGUUGCUGUAGCACCCGGCUCCGCACCUAGCCCGCGGAGCGAAGCAGUGACUAAUGAGCUACAGGAGAUGACUCUGCAGCCCGCCUCCAACAACAUGCCUGUGCGGGACAGGAAGAAUGCUCUCCCAGCCAUGUACCAGUGGACAGCUUACAUCUCCACAGGAGAGGGUUUAGAGAGAUGGAGAUUAGCUGGUCAGAUGAGGAUGAAGGAGAUGGAGGUCCUCCAGCUCAAACUACAGCAGAGACGCACCCGGGAGGAGCUGGUCAGCCAAGGGAUCAUGCCACCACUGAAGAGUCCGGCGGCCUUCCACGAGCAGCGGAGGAAUCUGGAGAGAGCCAGGACUGAGGACUAUCUGAAGAGGAAGAUCAGGAGUCGUCCUGAGCGCUCAGAGCUGGUCAGGAUGCACAUACUGGAGGAGACGUCAGCGGAGCCGUCUCUGCAGGCCAAGCAGCUGCAGCUGAAGAGGGCCAGGCUGGCUGAUGACCUUAAUGAUAAGAUCUCCCACAGACCUGGUCCUAUAGAGCUCAUCCACAAGAACAUCCUGCCUGUAGACCUGGACUGUCCUCUGCAGCACUCACUACUGGAUUCUCCAAAGGGUGCAGGAGAAUCCUCAUUGGACGAGGACAGCAGUGAUGCAUUUUCUCCGGAUACGCUAGCCAAUCACGACUCUCCACUGGGUCCACUCUCCCAGKUGUCCCCCUCUGACAUGCUCACUCAGAACAGGGACAUGUCCCCCUCACAGGUAUUCCUUACCCAGGUCCCACCACCACCUCCGCUGUUGGUGAAUGGCCAAGACCCAUUGCCACCACAGAAGCUGACCAAUGGUUCAGCGAUGUCGGGAGCUUCCUGCCCUGCUACUGGUCAGACCAAGUCGAAGCCCAGUUCGGAGCGGCCCCCCCAGAGGCCUAAGAAGGCCAAAGACAACAAGCCCAAGGUGAAGAAGCUCAAGUACCACCAGUACAUCCCUCCGGACCAGAAGGCUGACCGGGAGCCUCCCCCUCAGCUGGACUCCACCUACACCAAGAUCCUCCACCAGCAGCAGCUCUUCCUCCAGCUGCAGAUCCUCCACCAGCAGCAGCAGCACUACAACUACCACACCAUCCUCCCAGCACCACCCAAACCACACUGCAGAGCAACCACCUUCAACCAACCCCGCCCCCUCCCUUUUGCGCAGUGUUCCCCCGACGACCUCUGCCUCUUCCAAUCAGAAUGGGUCCAGUGUCAGAGCCAAACCCCUGUGGGAGGAACCAAACCUUUGACGCUACCAGCCAACCUGGAUGACUUCAAAGUUGCUGAGCUGAAACAGGAGCUGAAACUACGGUGUCUGACCGUGUCUGGCACCAAGAUGGACCUGAUCGAGAGGCUGAGGAACUACCAGGAGCAGAACGGUGGAGGUCGAGCUGGUGUUACUGCUACUGUAAGCCCUAAACCCAGCCAACCAACCCCACCGCAAGCCUCAACCGAACCUGCUGGCUCCAUCAGCCCUGCCCCCUCCCAGGCCGGAACUAAUCCCCACACCCACCAUUCAGGAGAGGCAGCAAGGAAGAUACCCGCUUUCUCAUUGGCUCAGAGUGCCGCUCCGGCCUGUAUUAUGAGGUUUGGCAGUACGAGCUCCUCCCCUCCACUCUCCCCCACCCCGUCAGAACGGUCUCUGGCGGUGAUGAGCCCCGACGAGACCAGCUGUAAUGGAGACGUGUUCGGGGAGAUGGUGAGCUCUCCCCUGACCCAACUCAGCCUGCACCCCUCUCCACAGCACCCCUCCCCAGCCUCCAUCAAAGAGGAGAACCAGGGUCACUUAUCCACCUGCAGCCUCUCCCAGUCCCGGCCUUCUCCCACCAAGCUUCAGCCUGCCGCCCCACCUCAGGAGCCCCUAGCCGGGGCAACCAUGGAGGCCUCCCCCUUGGACAAGGACCAGAUGCUUCAGGAGAAGGACAAGCAGAUUGAGGAGCUGACACGCAUGCUGAGGCAGAAACAGAGGCUGGUGGAGAACCUGCGCUCCCAGUUGGAGCAGGGGCUACAGACUGGAGCAGUGAGAGAGAUGGAGGGAGAAGAGAUGGAGGGAGUACAGGGAGUGGUGGUGAACGGCUAUGCCCAGGAGGCCCAAACCACCCCCAUCAAAGCCUCUACCAUCCUCCAUCUCUCUCUCACCAACACAGACAUGGUGAGGGUCAAGAAUGAGGUAGAGACAGAAGAAGGGAUGGAGGGAGUGGACGAGGCUCAGCCGACACAGUGCUCUCAGCAGACCCUGCUCAAACUGCAGCAGAUCCCCCGGAUACAGGUUGAACAACAGACACAACAAAUACUACAGACACAACAACUGAAACAACAGCAGACACAACAACAGCAGACACAACAACAGCAGACACAACAACUACAACAACAACAGACACAACAGCAUUCCAAACAGCUCCAGCAACAACAGACACAGCAGAUGCAGCAGCAGAAGACUUCGGCCCAGUUGUUAUUCCAGCAACAGCAGCAGCUGAUCAUCCAGCAGACUCAGCAGAAACAGCUCCAGCUGCAGGCCAAACAGCUGCAGGCCAAACAGCUGCAGGCCAAACAGCUGCAGGCCAAACAGCUGCAGGACCAACAGCUGCAGGACCAACAGCUGCAGGACCAACAGCUGCAGGACCAACAGCUGCAAGUACUGCAGAGGAAGCAGCAGAGACAGUCCCAGAGACAGCAGCAGAACAAACAACCGAGUCAGACAGUCACCCCACAACAGGUCACUCCAGUCUUCAUCAGCCAACAGAAUGGCACCCAGGUCCCCGCCCAGACCUUCUCAUUGGACCUCCUCAAGUCGGGCAKCACGCCCACCCUGGUCACCGACGGCAAUGGCAACCACUACCUGAUAGCACUGACCAAUAACAGUGCAGAGGGCCAAAACGGCGUGACCUCAUUGGGCAAAACCAGUGGAUCGCAACGCAUCACACUGCAGCGAUUGCAGUCAACUCCAAGCAAGCUCCCCAGACAAUUGCCAGCUGAGAUACUGAGCCCCGAUACCCAAUCAAAACAACAGUUACAACCAGGCCCUGUCACCCAGUUUAUCAAAAAGAAGGUGGGUCUACAUCUGGAAACAAAUGGCAUAACCAAUGGGGUGCCAGAGCCCACUCAGUCUGUCUCCGCCCCYCCCAAUCUCGAUCCUUUCUUUGGCGAGGUGUCCAACUUGUCUGAAAGCCAAAGCACCUCUUCCCUUUCCCUCAAGAGAGAAGUGUGUCCGACUUUUGACCGGCACACUUUGUUCACCCCUCCCUCUCCUGAACAGACCUCUUUCUCCUUCACUCAACGCCCCAAAGAGAACGGGCUGAGCAGUCAACAGAUGGACGAUCUGUUUGACAUCCUCUUGAAGAGUGGCGAAAUCUCUGGAUUCCGAGCCAACCCAGACUCUUCCCUGGCCCAAAACCACUCCGACCCCCCCACCCCUCCCUCGUCCCCUCUUCACCUGUCGCCACCCACACCCCCUCCGGAGCCCUCCCUACCCGCCCUGCCCUCCCAGCAGCCAUUGCCCUGCCCAGGAAGUAGUCGUCUGGAGGAUUUCCUGGAGAGCACCACCGGCACGCCCCUCCUGGGAGUGGAGCCUGACGGUGGCCUGACUUUGAUUGACGACCUCCACAGCCAAAUGCUGAGCACCCCCAGCAUCCUGGACCAUCCCCCCUCCCCGGUGGACAUGGACACUAGCGACCUGGGCUUCUCCACCCACCCGGCAGGGCUUGACUUCGGGGACCCAGCCCUGGACAGCAUGGACUGGCUGGACAUCUCUAUGGGUGGUGGAGGUGGGAGGACGAGUCUCGCCCCUCUCGGCCCCCACACGCCCCCCAGUGUGUUCUCAGCGGACUUCCUGGACAGCUCGGACCUCACUCUGCACUGGGACUCCUGUUUGUAGCUCUUACGGAGUGAGGAGUACGCAUACUGUGUACAGGCUCUCUCUGUCUUAUUCGCUAAGCAGGUCCACCACUCUCGACGUACACUGAGACGGGGAGUCUUGUCCUGCGUUCACUCUGCCCUCUCGUCAUGUUUGGACAGGCUAGAGAGCAAAACUGACUUUAGAUCAGAGGCAGUGUGUGAAGGGAAUAGUGUGGAGUUUGGUCACGCUCUGACACAUCCUUCUGGUGACAAAGGGUAACACAUGUGACGCUGCAUGAGUUUUACGAUUUUAAAUGGUCACACCCAUAUUGGUCAUGCCACACCCACCAAACACACCUCAAAGACUUUUGAUGAACGGUACACACCGUUUUGGGGAAGCGUGUCAUUCAGUACAAAGUGUCACGCAACGUUAAAUUGAACGCACCCAAGUUGAUGAAAUGAACCUCAUUGGAGGAGGCAGUUACUGGAGGUGUUUGCUAGACGACUAUGCAUUUCUGUAUAUGAGGUGUGUAUUAUCGAUUAUUCAUAUUUUUCUUCCCGGUUGCUUAGAAUAACAGGUAGGGUAUAAAGGGGUCUCAGCUUCCCAAAAACAUUUUUAUGGAAGAAAAAAAUAUAUAUAUAUAAAUAAAUAAAAUGAAAACUU
This is a messenger RNA of Salvelinus sp. IW2-2015, 5033 nucleotides long. NCBI's taxonomy places the organism in Eukaryota, Metazoa, Chordata, Actinopteri, Salmoniformes, Salmonidae. The record is from RefSeq and is a predicted model, not a curated record.